AUGGCUUUCGACACGCCCCUGACGCGGAAGUUGGGGAUCAGGGUCCCCGUCGUCCAGGGUGGUCUGCAAUGGGUGGCAUACGCCGAGCUUGCCGCCGCCGUCAGUAACGCUGGCGGUCUGGGGAUCAUCAACGCCUUGACGCAGCCGGACCCGGAGCACCUUCGACAGGAGAUCCGAAAGACGCGGUCGUUGACGUCGAAGCCCUUUGGCGUCAACCUCACCCUGCUGCCCGCCCUCAACCCGCCCGACUAUCCCGCGUUCACCCAGACGAUUAUCGACGAGGGUGUGACGAUUGUCGAAACCGCAGGCAACAGUCCCGGCCCUGUCAUCAAGAAGUUGAAGGAGGCUGGCAUCACAGUCAUCCACAAGGCCACGACCAUCCGACAUGCGAAAGCGGCCAUCCGACUCGGCGUGGAUAUCUUGUCGAUAGACGGGUUCGAAUGCGCCGGCCACGUUGGAGAGUCCGACAUUGCGUCUCUGAUCUUGAACAGUCGUGCGCGUCAGGAACUGGGCAACACGCCCUUCAUCGCGUCUGGCGGGUUUGCCGAUGGGUACGGGUUGAUGGCCGCCCUCAGUCUGGGGGCCGCGGGGAUCAACAUGGGCACGCGGUUCAUGUGCACGGUCGAGGCGCCCAUCCACCUGAAUGUCAAGGAGGCCAUCGUGAAGGGAGACGAGCACCAGACCACCCUCAUCCUGAGGAGGUGGAAGAACACCAGCCGCAUGUACACCAACCAGAUGACGGCCAAGACGAUUGAAAUCGAAUCCACGAGCACGACGGGGGAGUUUGCGGAGGUUGCGCCGGUGGUGAGCGGUGCUCGAGGCCGGGAGGUUCUUACGGGCGGCGAUAUUCAACACGGGGUCUGGUACGCUGGGCAAGUGAUGGGCCUUAUCUACGACAUCCCAACGUGUGCAGAGCUCAUUGCACGCAUUGAACGGGAGGCUGGGGAGGUCUUGUCUAAUCUCUCGAAAUCGGUUGCGAGUCAGCGACAGCCUGCUCAGAGCAAGUUAUAG
Molecule: messenger RNA, 1011 nt
Organism: Fonsecaea erecta
Lineage: Eukaryota; Fungi; Ascomycota; Eurotiomycetes; Chaetothyriales; Herpotrichiellaceae
Product: enoyl-[acyl-carrier protein] reductase I
Exons: 2
Coding region: 1-1011 (336 amino acids)
Molecular function (GO): nitronate monooxygenase activity
Source: RefSeq, a predicted model, not a curated record